UUUUCCUCGGGCAAGGUGUCAUGUUUGGUUGGGGUAUGGGAUUUCUCUUCGUUCCCGCCAUCGGGCUACCGGGGCAGUGGUUCUCGACACGACGAGCGCUCGCGUCGGGGAUCAUGGCUGCGGGGAGCGGGUUUGGAGGUAUGGCGUUUAGUUUGGGGACAAAUGCGAUGAUUCAGCAAAUCUCUUUACCGUGGGCAUUCCGCAUAUCAGCGAUCGUAGCUGGGGUGGUACUUGGGACUGCAAUUCUGUUGUUGAGGAGUCGGGCGAAGCUGGUAGGGGAUAAGAUGCGGCCGUGGGAUUUAGGGUUGUUGAGGAAUACUGGGUAUGUCGCUGUGUUGGCAUGGGGGUUCUUGUCGAUGUUGGGGUACAUUGUUGCUUUGUUCUCGAUCUCGUCGUAUGCUGUGGCUACGGGGAUGACACAAUCUCAAGCAUCACACCUCAGUGCAAUCGUAACGGCGGCGAUGGCGGUUGGACGACCACUGACGGGAUACUACGGGGACCGUACGGGGCGCAUCAACAUGGGCAUCGGAGCGACGUUCUUCGCUGGCUUGACAUGUUUAGUCAUCUGGAUGUUUGGCAGGUCAUAUGGUGUGAUGAUAUUCUUCUGUAUCCUCCACGGCGCCGUCUCGGGAGUAUUCUGGGUCCUCUGCACCCCCAUCACCGCGGAAGUCGUCGGUGUCUCGAACCUCGGCGCAGGACUCUCGAUGCAAUGGAUCAACAUCGUCCUACCCACAACAUUCGCAGAACCAAUCGCCUUAGCACUCGUUCAGCGGAUGAAAGAUGAUGGGAAGAUUGGGGCGGAUUCGUAUUUGGGCGCGAUUGGGUUUGCGGGCGGGACGUUCGUGUUGGCGGCGGUGGUGUUAUGGUGGGUUAAAGUAUGGAAGCAGAGGGAGGUUUUGGGGAAGGAGGCGGGGUGGAGGGUGUUGGGGAAGGUGUGACGGGGAGCGUGUUUGGGCAACAGCAUUUUGAGACAGCAUCAUUCUCCUAUCCAAUACUUAUUUGCAAGCAUCUUUGGUUACUUCACCUGUUCAGCUCCUCACAAAUUCAGCGGCU
Molecule: messenger RNA, 1053 nt
Organism: Saitoella complicata NRRL Y-17804
Lineage: Eukaryota; Fungi; Ascomycota; Saitoellomycetes; Saitoellales; Saitoellaceae
Product: MFS general substrate transporter
Exons: 1
Coding region: 21-938 (305 amino acids)
Biological process (GO): transmembrane transport
Molecular function (GO): transmembrane transporter activity
Source: RefSeq, a predicted model, not a curated record